This is a messenger RNA of Pisolithus orientalis, 399 nucleotides long. RefSeq names its product profilin. The record is from RefSeq and is a predicted model, not a curated record. Gene Ontology annotation, molecular function: actin monomer binding. The transcript has 3 exons. The annotation marks the transcript as partial. Gene Ontology annotation, cellular component: cell cortex. NCBI's taxonomy places the organism in Eukaryota, Fungi, Basidiomycota, Agaricomycetes, Boletales, Pisolithaceae.
GCAUAUGUUGACAAUAACCUGGUCGGGAGCGGAAAGGUCUCCAAAGCUGCGAUCAUAGGGCAAAGUGGUGGUGUAUGGGCAACAUCGCCUGGUUACAAUCUCUCUCCAGCAGAACAGAAGGCCAUCGUGAAUGCAUUCACCAACCCUGCGGAGACGCAAGCGAAUGGUGUGCGUCUCGCCGGACAAAAGUUCUUUGUUCUGAGCGUAGACGUGCUUACCGGCCAAAUCUUGGGAAAGAAAGGGGCAAGUAGUUGUUUCAUUCGCCGGGCCGAUGGCUGUACCAUUAUCAAAACGAAGCAAGCCAUCCUCGUUACCGAGUACAAAGCACCAAUCCAACACCCGGAAUCUGUCCCCAUCGUGGUUUCUGUCGCAGAUUAUCUCAAGAGUGUAAACUACUAA